UGAAAUGCAGUCGGACCUCGCGGCGACAUGAACGGGCCUCAGCUCAACGAACUCCCGGCCGACUGUGAGCAGCUCGUGCCGUACGUCAGCAGCCUGAGGCGCGGAGCCCUGCAGGCCAAAGAGCUGUCCGCUGUCAGGACCUUCUCCGACGCUUUUCUCAUCAAGUUUCUGCGGGCCAGAGACUUCGACGUGGAGCUCUCUCUGAAGCUCUUGCUGAACUACCAGCGGUGGCGAAGGGAGAGUCCUGAGAUCAGCUCUUGCCUGUCUCCUUCCUCUGUGCUCGGCCUCCUCAACAAUGCGUACCAUGCUGUCCUCCCAGAGCGGGACCACACUGGCAGCAGGGUGCUCAUCUACCGGAUUGGGCAGUGGAACCCAAAAGACUGGUCAGCCUUCCAGGUGUUCAGGGUCAGUCUGAUGACGUCCGAAUUGAUCUCCAAGGAAACAGAGACGCAGAGGCGGGGUCUGAAGGCCAUAUUUGACCUACAGGGGUGGAGUUUAAGCCAUGCCCUACAGAUUACGCCUUCUCUUGCAAGAAAGAUUUCCUCUGUGCUGACGGACUCUUUUCCAUUGAAAGUUAGAGGAAUCCAUCUGGUCAAUGAGCCAAUGUUUUUCCGGCCAGUCUUCGCCAUGAUUCGUCCCUUCCUGACGGAUAAGAUCAGACAGAGGAUCCAUAUGCACGGUGCUGAUUUCCAUGACAGCUUAAGUGACUUCUUUUCACCGCCUGUCUUGCCUCCAGAAUAUGGAGGGGAGGGGCCUGGGAUAGAAGAGGCAUGUCAGGACUGGACCAAUCAGUUGCUCCAGUCAGAGGAUCUCCUGCAGCAGAUUGCCAACCACCCAACAGGUGACAUCACCACUAUACCUGAGGACUCCUUGAUCUCAGAGGAAGUGGAGACCAAACAUAUCUCAACGGGAUGAUAUUUGGAAUUGUGACCUCAUGGAUCAUACAUUUACUUCAGACCUAAACAACCUAAAACUUUCUGGUGGCCAUUUAUGAGAUCCUUUAUACAGUGGAGCUGUGUUCACUCUUUCCAAGAGUGACAUGAAGAGGUCAAUGUCAGUCUCAUGUCGUGGUGCCUGAGUCAGGAUGUAGUUACCCUACCUUAGUAUAGAGACAGAAAUAGAUGGAAGCAGUUGUCUUGGCUCUGUAAAUAAAAAAGAAAUAAAAAAGAUUGUUCCACCUUGUAAUCUCCCCUAUAAAGACAUUUUUUUAAUUUUACAUUUCUGUUAAUGUGUGCUUUAAACAAACAAGAUAUAUUGUGUAAAUAGAAAAGCUUUAGAGGUGUUCAUGGAGUCUUGUUUUUUUGGGGUUUUUUUUACUUUUUUUACUUUUUCUUUUACCAGACUCUUGUUUCCCUCCAGUUUUUAUACUAAACUAGGCUAACUACAUCCUGAUUGCAGCUCCAUAAACACCAAUGUGGAAGUGGUGUCAGUCUCCUCAUCUUACCUUACUAAGGAAAGUAAAUGAAUGUAUUUCCCCAACACAUUUGCCAGACUAAAUGUUGGUAUUGUACACUUCUGUAAACCACAGCUAUGCUGAAACUUUCAGUGUUUAAAAAUACCCAGUUUGUUGCCACAAAGAUGGCUGCAAAAUGUCGGUGUGUGUGUAUGUGGUUGCCUCCUCUCCACCUCCUCCUCCGAUGGGGGGUGGGGUGUAUCUGAGUGAGCUCAUAUAUCUGAACAUGAGAUGGUAUGGAUUCUAGAAAUGUUAAUAUGAUAGUUCUGAAACAUACAAAUUUGACAUGUCUGUGGUGUGCAGAAAUGUACAGUACCAACAUUUUAUUCUGGUGACAGUUUACUGUAUCACCUCCACUUUACAGGAAUGUUGAAGGAUGUUGCUCUAAGAAUGUCAUGUUAACACUGUUUUAUUUUCAGGGCACUCUACUGUAAUUGUUGUAUUGUUAGACAUUAAUGGGCCUAAUUAACAGACAAUUCUCCAGAGGACCUCAGCGAUGAAUUACCAGGAGCUGAUUUGUGUAGCAGCUGCAGGACACCAACCUCCAACCAAAGGAGUGGUCUCAGUUGUGUUCAGGACUGAGGACAGCGUCAGGCCUGCCAGCUAGGAGGUGUGCCAUGCUUGAAACGACCAUCUGUGAACCUGUGAACUCAAAAUUCACUGUUACAGUUUGAUGUUUUGUUAAGAUACCUGGAAGUCAAACUGUUGCUUCAACGGUUUGAUCUCAUGUCACCAUGGACAGCAAACACUGGGGAUGAGCAGGAACCCUUCCCCUCGAAAUGAUCACUCCACGUUUUCAGCCAGCCAGACCAAUCCAUAAAGUGUUUUGUUUGUUCAUGGUUGAUCAUUUAGAACAAGGCAUCUUUGACCAUGUUUAGACCAAUACACCCAGGUAUUAGAAAAUAUGAAUCUGCUGUACAGAGUUUUCAACUAUUUUUUUUAGUUGCUGUAAAAUUUAGAAAGAGGUCUUAUUAUCAGAUUAUUUAUGAAUUUCAGUGAAUGUCUGUUGCUUGGGUCAAGCUGACCACAUAAGAAUUACAUUGACUUUAACAUUACAUGAAGGAAAAGCACAGAGUUCUUAUGUGGUAACACAUUUUUAACUGUUUACUAAUGUCACUUAUACAAUAUGAUGAUUGAAAAUAUUUUUUAACUGGAAAUGUCUUAUUAAUACAGGGGUCCAAUGUGUAUGAUUUAAGGGCAGAAGUGGAAAAUAAGUGUAUUAUAUAAUCAGCUGAAACUAAGAACUGUGUUUUCAGUACUUGAGCCCUUUCUAUCUACAGAGUUCACAAAGAUGCACCUAUAUUCUUGUAGCUCUGCUUAUUAGUAGACACAUUAAAGGGUAAAUGAAAUGAAAGACUUAACGUGUUAAUAAAACAUGUCUGAUUCAUUUUCA
Scatophagus argus is the source of this 2846-nucleotide messenger RNA. RefSeq names its product tocopherol (alpha) transfer protein (gene ttpa). Gene Ontology annotation, molecular function: phosphatidylinositol bisphosphate binding. The transcript has 5 exons. The record is from RefSeq and is a predicted model, not a curated record. Gene Ontology annotation, cellular component: membrane. Lineage: Eukaryota; Metazoa; Chordata; Actinopteri; Scatophagidae. The coding region runs from base 28 to 915 and encodes 295 amino acids.